GGAGCCAUGGGCAGGGAAGGAUGGCUCGGGGCGUGCGUCGCUGCCUGACCGCGGCACGGCAGCAGCGGCAGCAGCCGGAGCAGCGCGGCCCCGCCGCCGCCCCCGCGCAGAUGCGCCCGCCGGCAUCCCCCGCGGCCGGCCGCGACCUGCUCAGCGCCGAGGGGAUCCCGCCGGCUCCGGGCGACGGGCAGAGCCCGCGGACCGGCCGCUGAAGCCGCCUCGCCACCCGCACGAGAGGAGGAGCAGCCGCGGGUGCCCCAUGGAUAAGGCGGGCUCGCUGCACAGCUCGGUGCCCGCGCCGCCGCCCCGGCUGUACCUGCCGCGCAACUUCAGCUGCAGCGCCUGCCUCUAUGGCAGCCUGGCCGAGCAGUGCCGGGCGGGCUGCAGCCCCGACGGCGACGCCGCGCCCACGCCCGUGGUGCGGGAGGCGGCGGGCGAGAAGCCGCCGCAGGCGCGGGGCCGGGAGCCCACGCUGCCCGCCGUGCCCCCCAGCCCCACGCAGCGCCGCCGCGCCAAGUCACUGCCCACGCCCGGCGACCGCAGCCUGCGCCCCGCGCUGCAGCAGAGCCCGUCGCGCCGCAAGACCGUGCGGUUCGCCGACUCCCUGGGGCUGGAGCUCACCUCCGUGCACCUCUUCUGCGAGGCCGACCUGCCGCGGGUGCCGCUGCCCGCGCCGCCCACGCCGCGCCCCGCAGACCUGCUCAAGACCAGGAAGCCGCCGGUGCUGGGGGACCUGGAGCCGGUGCUGUUCGGGCCGCCGCCGCCGCUGCUGGAGCCGCUGUUCCCGCCGCAGCCCGGAGCCAGCCCGGGCUUCGUGGAGCGGGUGCGGCAGCACAAGGUGAGGCUGGAGUGGGUGCGGGCGGAGCCCGCGGGGCUGCGCGGAGCCGUGCGCGUCCUCAACCUCGCCUACGAGAAGGUGGUGUCGGUGCGGUACACGCUCAAUGGCUGGGCCAGCUGCGCGGACGCUCCCGCCGCGUACCAGCCGCCCGGGCCGCCCGACGGCAUCACCGACCGCUUCGCCUUCCUGCUGCCCUUGGGCGCUGCCGCCGCCGAGGCCACGCUCGAGUUCGCCGUCCGGUACCGCGUGGCCGGCGCCGAGUACUGGGACAACAACGAGGGCAAGAACUACCGGCUGCGGGGCCGGCAGCGCGUCCCGCCCGGCACCGGCCUCCCGCAGGACCCCGACAGCUCCGCCUGGAUCCACUUCAUCUGAGCCGAGGGGCCGGGGGGACUCGCCCGCCGCCUCCCCGGGAGCCGCUGAGGGCUUUCCCCGAGUUCCGUUUACAGCGGGUUGAUUUGGAUUUUCGCUGGCGAUGCCGGGGGACCCUCGCUCGCCUCACGGGCGGGUUCCCCUCAGCACCCCAAAGCAGUAUCUGCCGGGGGGGCUCGGGGGACGUGCGGGAUUGAGCGGCCAGGACCGGGCUCCGUGGACGCACAUGCUUCCAGGGAUCCAUGGAUGCACAUGCUUCCAGGUGCCGGAGGGGCGGCUGUGGCCGCAGCAGGUGACACGGAGGGCAGGGUCACAGGGCAUCCCUCCAGCCGCCCUAUUUGCCUAAUCCUGCUCAAGCAAAGCCCGGCUCCGGCGAGGGGCAGGAGCCGCGCUCAGAGCCGCGCUCACCCUCCCGAGUCAGUGUUGGGGUUAAGGGCCUGACCGCGCAGGGCUGAGGGACAGAGAACUGUUUGCAACCCAAAACGACGAGAGCAGGGAUGCCCCGAGGUGUAGCUGCUUUUCAUCAUGCUGUAAAAAUGUUCGGUUCAAAGCAAAGUUUUUUGUUGGAUUUUUUUUUGUUGUUUGUUUGUUUUAAAUUUUGAACCCUGUUUCGUGUAUUUAAACAUACUUAGAAAGAAAAAAAACAGUGUCACAGCCUAAUGGAAAACGUAACUCUCCGAGAGACUUUAAAAAGAAAGCGUUUUGGUUUAGAACUCGUGUGGUACGUUGGUGGAAAGGUUUGGCAGGGUCUGGUGUCAAAUCUGUAGGAUUGGGCCCGUAAAGCUGCUUGUGUUCAGGUCAGCAGGAAAGUCGUGGGAUUGCACUGAGGGAACCAGAGAGACAACAGGAAUUGAAUCCAUAAUUCUGGUCUGCAUCACAAGCAACACUUUCCUUUUUAUUCCUGUUGACGGUUUAAUUGGAUUUCUUGAGGUGUAUCAGUGCAGGAACCUCCUUUCUGAAAAAUUAAGUGCUCCAAAUUUUUCCUAAUACUUUCAGUAAGUGGCAGAUUUCACAAACCUGGCAAAGUUUAGUCAGCCAAAUCGAAGCAAGUUGUACCUUGCCAUAGGAAAAUACAUCAAUAAAAAUCUCAGAGCGGGCUGACUUCUGCCUUCAAAGGUAUGCUUUAAAAAUGUUUUUGAAUUGUAUUAGCAGUAAACGUAGCAUUUUCCUUUUUAAACUUGGGUUUUUGGGAGUUCAGCUGAGGGCAGGUUGUGCUGGUGCCAAAUCUGGGUGCUAAUUUUCCAGGAUUGAGGGCGGGGGUGUGUUUGCAGGAGAGGGACCUCUGCAAAUACGACUUCUGAGAGUGGCAAAACCAAUGUCAGUGAGAUUUUCUGGUUAUGAAUGGCUGUGAGGUCAGGCCUUUGAGGGUUUGGAUCUUCUGUACGUUGUUGAUGAAUGAAAUGUGAUUUUUAACUUCAUUUUUAUGUUCUUUGAAAGAGUUAAGUGUCCCAAGCAGCUUGAGCAAUGUCUGGAGUAAUGAGUUCUCACAGAACCUUUUGACUUCAGUGGGAAUUGAGAGCACUUUUGUCUCCUGAGGGUUUGGUUCAGUCAGAAUAAUUAAACUUUUGAAUUCGGGGGAAAAAAAAGAGGUCUGGGAAGUUGAUGGGAAGAGAGUAUUUAAUUUAAUUUCUCUGGAUCGCUGUCUUUGAUUUAAUGGAAGCAAUAGCAGGACUGCUUUCUGUAGCACUGGUAACUUGGUUUUAAUUUCCCAGGCAGUUUUCUAAUCCCUGUGUUUUUAGUGAAACAGAACAUAAGAGAAAUGUACUGUCAGCAUCUCCUGGGCAUUUCACAUUUUAGAAUAUUAAGAUUCCCAUCUUGCAAUGCAGUAAUCCUGUAAGUUGCUAGAACACGUACACAAAGCUAGGAUUGCACAAUUAGGGUCUUCAAAUGCUCAUGACUUAAUCAUAUUAAGUGGUGUAUUUGAUUUAAAAAAAAAAAAAGCCCAAGUGUCUUUUAGUUGAAAUGAUAUUUUUUAUAAGAGCCUUAAUAGUGGAGAGAAGGAAAAGGACUUGUCUCCAUUUGAAAGCACUUUGAAAUCUGUAGAACUACAGCAAAACAUCUUUUAUUUAUGUGUUAGAGCUUUCCAAAGCACUUUUUGCUUGGCCUUUUUCACCCAAAGAGUGAACCAACAGCUGGAUGGGUUGGACUGAUGAAAAUGCUGGGAGAAAAAAGCAGUUUCUGUGCAUUUUAGAGCAACUGAUGCUGCAGCUUUGCUUAUGAAGUUUUAACAAGAUUUCUGUUUACUGUUUCAAUGGCUUUGGAAACAAAAGCAGGGCUAAAACCAUUUUUAACAGUGAAGAAUUCCAGAACUCCAAAAUUAUUUCCCAGUGAGCGGCAGUUCUCAUUGUCAUUUGAUUUAUGCAGCGUCUGCAGGUCUCUAAAAAAAGUCUGAAAAAAAAUCUCCUUCGAACACCUGUGGCUUAAACUGAAUUCUGUGAGUAACUUUAGGGGCUUGGACUUGAGCAGAGAUUAUGGAUAACACAUUCAAGUCCAGUGACAGCCAUGGCCUCCUGGAAGCAUUUAGGAACAGCUCCUUUUCCAGGCUGGAAAGGUGGGGCUGCACCAGCCAGCUUUGACUUGAGAAUGCUCUUGGUGAGGUCCAUGGGAGGACAUUGAGGUGUUUUAAUAGAAAUUAUCAGUGGUGUCUGCCCAAGUUGCACCACUUCAAUCCCAUGUGUGCACUUCUAUCAGGUGAAUUUAUUUCCAAGCAAGACUUACUCAGAUUCCCAACCACGUGUUUUGGGUUGAGUGUUUUGUCCAUUCACAGAGUUCCCAACCCGUUGGAUUUCAACCUGAUGCCACCUACGUGUGGCUUGCGGGAAGCACUGCGAUAAAUGGAGAUGAAAUGAAGAUAUCAAACGAUAUUUAUAUAAUAUUUACAUAAACAAUGACUUUGAGGAGGAUCCUGAAAGGAAUCAAAGCUAUGGACUGUAAAUGGAAUUUCAGCGGGCUAAGCAUAUUAUUUAUGAGCAGAAAAACUGAAUAAUUGUACAUAAUUUUAGGUAAAUUAUUUUUUUUUUAGCUUUUACAACUCUUUGCUGUGAAUGUGUGUGCCUCAGAAUCUCAGAAAACAAUAGAAUAGGUGCACACUCUGUCAUUUCAGCAGAUGUGAGGAGGAAAAUGGAUCACUUGAAUGAACAAAUGUCUGCUCAUGCAGAAGCAUCACCCCUUUACAGACGUGAAGUGUUUUUCCAUAGAGCCAACAGGCAAGCAGCUGCUAAUUUUAAUAAAAAGUAGUCUACAGAAACACUCAGAAUCUGAUAUUUAAUGUAUUAUUGAGUAUAUAUUAAAAUUUUUAUGUGCCUUUCAGCAUUUCCUAGGAAGAAAUCUCAUGUGUUCCUUUGCUCUCCCACCAGAAGUCCGACAAGGGCUUUGUCAUUAAAAUGAAAUUUAUACUAAAAUAUAAGAAUCUACUUGAAUUCCUGACACAUUCUCAGCUGUGCCAGAAAUCCUGAAUCUGUAGCAGCUGGAAGAAUUUGAUUAUAUUUUCCCAUAUUACAAUGAAAGAAAUGUCAGUCAGAAAUAUGUCUUCCUGAUACACCUCUACAGUUGUCUGGUUAAUUUAAAAGAAAACAUCUGUGACUACAGUUAAUAUAACAAAAUAUAUUAUUGAAUGAAUGAAGGUAUUCCUGAGCACUGAAAUGAAGGAUUUUCUUCUUAAGGCAAGAAGUCAAUAUAGUCAAUAUUGUUGUAAAAUGGAUCCCUCAGCCUUCUGUGGAGCUGGUCAGUGUUUUGUUUAAAAUGGAAGGUGGUGGAAGAUUUCAAAAUGAAACCUGUUCAGAACACACCUGAUUCGAAGGAAGGUUUUCUCAGGUUCAGCUUAUUAGGAGAGAAUUGCCCCAAAAUAAAUAAGAUUUCAUCCCUGCCCCCCUGUAUGGACUUGAAUGUAAGUCUUCCAUGAUCAAAGUGGAUGCUGAGCUAUAAAACCACUGGCUAUUGCUCGGAUUCUUUCUUUAUCCAACCUAUUAAAAAUAUGACUUUUUACUUCAUAGAGAGGAUUUUUUGACCCUAGCUUUCCCCAUCUCAUGGGAAUAUCCUCUUCAUUCAGCUCUACUGUUGAGAGAGGUCUGAUUUUUAAUUUUAUGCCACAUAAGAAGAUUAUUUCACAUUAUUUUUUCGGAGGGGGAAGGCAGGAAAACUCGUUUCCCUCGCAGUUUUAGUUUUAUAACACAAAACAGUAGCAUGCAGCCUGAAAAUUGCUUGAAAUAACAUAUGCACUAGUGAUUCCAAAGAGUAUAGCUAAGAAAAAUGUCCAGUGUGAGAUGUGCUUUUUUUAUAAAAAAGAAAAAAUAUAUGUGCUUUGGUCUUGUCAGGCAGGGAGAAAGUUCUAAUCUGCAGUGCAAGUGUAUCAAUGCCAGGGAUUUCUUUCUAUGCAAUUCUAUGGUGCACCUGGUUUUUUUAGGUGACUGGUGUAGCUGAUGUUAUCAGUGUGUUUGUUGUGUGUAGAAUAUUCUGUUCAAAGUGUCAUUAAGGAAAUUGUGUGUCUUAAACUUUAGGCUUUUUUUUCCUGUCCCAUCUGACUUCACUGAAUCAUAAUAAUACUCCUCUGGGUGGAAGUACCAAGACAAUAUGUCAUCAAAGUGGCUCACACCUUACACGCUGCCACCUUCCAGGACAAAAAUGUUGUGUUACUGUUGGGAGUUUUAAACUUUUUUUGGUAUUUCUGUAUCUUAAAAAAAAAAAAAAAAAGCCAAUUUGUAUUAUACUUUUAAAUUCGAGGAGCUAAUGUGGGUGUUUUUGAAGCUGAUCAAAAGCAGUAAAACUGAACUUGGUUUUACUCAUAAAUCCAGUUUCCAAACUGUGGCACAACCAGCGUUUGUGCUCCUCCUGUCCUGACUUCAGGGAGCUGCACCCAGAUGUGAAGUUCAGGUAUUUUAAGGUUGAUCCAAACCGAGUUCCACCUGGGUGCAAAACCUGCCAACAUCUGGGUGUGAAUCCACGCUGUAACCCAGGAAAAUCCUGCUGUGACAGAGAAUUGCUGUCCUUGGAAUGGUCUGAACAAACCUGAACUCCACAUGCAAGUUUUUAAUACUGUUUCUUUGCUUUAACUUUGUUUUUAAAAGAAUAUGUUACUUGACUGGGAAAUUACUUUUGGUUGUAGCGUCUUCUGCAAUGUUUAUAUUUCACCAGAAAAUGUUUGUUUCUAACGUUUGUAAAAAGAAAAACAAAAACAAUAAUGUGAUGUCACCAGAAGUCAAAAAUCAAUGUUUUCUAAGAAUGCCUUGUACCUUACCCAGCCUUACGGUAUUUCUGAUGAUUUUCCACCCAAAACCACAUCUAGUCACUGGUUGUCACAAUUAUGAAAAAUAUAUAUAUAUAUAUUUAUAAACCUGUAGCUUCUAGCUGCCAUUAAAGAUUAAUGAUACAAA
Myiozetetes cayanensis is the source of this 6579-nucleotide messenger RNA. RefSeq names its product protein phosphatase 1 regulatory subunit 3E (gene PPP1R3E). Gene Ontology annotation, biological process: regulation of glycogen biosynthetic process. The transcript has a single exon. Gene Ontology annotation, molecular function: glycogen binding; protein phosphatase 1 binding. NCBI's taxonomy places the organism in Eukaryota, Metazoa, Chordata, Aves, Passeriformes, Tyrannidae. The record is from RefSeq and is a predicted model, not a curated record. The coding region runs from base 260 to 1213 and encodes 317 amino acids. Gene Ontology annotation, cellular component: protein phosphatase type 1 complex.